AUGAAGAGACCUUCGUUCCAACAGCCUUGGAAAACCCAUGUUCCUACCGUGUCGGAGAUGGACGGGUUGGUGGGUACUGGCUGGGUUGAGGUGGUGCUUGUUGUGGAUGCGGCUUUUGAGGUUGUGCUGCUGGUGGUCGAGCUUGUGGUGCUCGUGGAAGUAGCGCGAGAGGUGGUGCUUGAGACCGAGGAGGACGUAGUUGAUGUGGAAGUAGAGGUGGAGGUAGAUGUGGAAGAAGGACGCGACGUAGUAGAAGAAGUAGCAGAAGAAGUAGAGGUCAAAGUUGAGGAUAGGCCGGCUGGGCCUACAGAGGAGACUGAUGAGGGAGCUGAAAGGACUGAAGGGACAGCAACGGAUGUAGACCGACUAGUCGUUGAAGAGCCUAUAGCGGACAGAACCGUGCCCGAAGAGAUCGUGGUAGGGGCCGAGGAGAUCGUCCCUGAAGAAGCUGUGCUUGCAGAGACAGUAUUGGAAGAUAUAGAAGUUGUGCUGGAAGAGACAGUACUGGAAGUUGACGAAGAUGUUGUCGUUGACGUAGUAGAGCGAGAACUUGUAGACGAGAUGGUAGAAAACGUCGUCCAUGUUGUCGAUGUACUCGAACCAGUACUGGAAGAGGCGCUUGACGUAGAAGUGGACGUAGGGACGCUAGAGGUCGACGCUGUUGAGCUGGUGGAUUGCGAUACUGAGCUAGUGCUGCUCAAACUGCUGACAGAUGAAGAGCUAGUCGACGUAAAUCCGGCAGAGGUAGAGGUAGAUGCACCACUACUAGAAGAGCUGAUCACUGAACUGCUGCUUGAGCUCCCAGAAGUCGAGACACUUGUCGUACCACUGCUUGUUGUCGAGCUUCCAGAUGUAGAAGUAGAAGUCGAAGCACUGUUGAUACCACCAGCGACAUUGCCGGCCACGCUGACUGAACUGCUCGUGGAUACACUACUGGAGGUUGAUGCCGAUGCUGAACUGCUCGUUGAACCACUGCUCGUAGAACCACUCGACGUGGAGCUACCGGAAGUGGACGCACUGCUGACAGUAGAGCUUCCGCUAGUCGAUGCUGAGGUACUAGCACUUGAAGUAGAAGAAAGCACAAAUAGAGCAGACGCAGACGAUGUGGCAGCUGAAGAGGCCACACUGCUGCUUGCAGAAGACGUCGACAGUGAGGUCGGCAGGGAACUACUGUAG
Messenger RNA from Fusarium sp. VM40, 1176 nucleotides. The record is from the annotation of a GenBank genome assembly. NCBI's taxonomy places the organism in Eukaryota, Fungi, Ascomycota, Sordariomycetes, Hypocreales, Nectriaceae.